CUGAAAAAAACUAACCUGCAGAUCACUGCAGAUGUUGAAAAAUUGAGGAAUUGUCAUAGAUGCGACACAUUAAAUUCUAAAAAAAAAAAGAAAAUUGAGAAAUACAUCUCCGUUCGUGAGAGAAAAGAAAAAACCAUUACGAUGCAAAUGCAAGGAGUUAUGGAAACGUUUCUUAAUGCCUCAAAAACCGCUGUGUCCCAAUUGUCCAUCUACCGAACAAUUCGUGUCGUCCUAGGAAAUUCGACGUGCGAUUUGGAUUCCGCUGUAUGCGCCUUGGUCCAGGGGUUGUUGGAGUAUACGGACGUCGAGAAGUGUGGACGCACCAACGUCGCUGUAAUACCAGUCAUGAAUAUCCCAGAAAAAGAGUUUCGCAUUAAGACAGAAGUAGUUUACAGUCUGAAGUUUCACAACAUCCCAUUGAGCUUGCUAACAUUCAGAGAUCAGAUUGAUUUGCAAAAUGUACAGAAUGACCCUGACAAACGGCUGGAGCUGAUUUUGGUCGAUCAUCAUACUCUCGCGAGCGAAGAUAUUGCGUUGAAACCUUCAGUCAUACGGAUUAUUGAUCAUCGGCCACUGGAUCCAGCCUGGUCUUGGCCCAAUUUACUGUUAAAUGUAGAAACUGUUGGAAGUUGUGCCACUCUUGUUGCACGCAAUGUUCUGCAGCAGAAUCCUGAUCUAUUGGAUGCGCGACUCUCAAGCCUCUUAAGAGGUCCAAUAUUGAUCGACACUUAUAAUAUGUCGGAUGAAGCUGGUCGAGCAACCACCAUUGAUGUUGAUGUAUUAAAGGCUCUUGAACAACUAGGUAGACUCACGUCCGACAGAAUUGAGACAUUUAAGAAAAUUAUGCAUGCAAAAACGGACAUCAGUGAAUUGACUCUUGAAGAACUUAUGAUCAAGGAUCUAAAAAUUACAAAUGGGAUACCUCUUGUUGGAUUUUCUUUUUUAGUAGAGAAUUUUCUUAAUCGAAAAAAUGCGAAGGAGGUUAUUGAAAAAUUUGCUGAUGAAAGAAAUUGCAAUGUUGUCGUUCUUAUUGGACAGGAUGUGAAUAGGGAAAAUGUAUCUAGAGAUAUUGCAAUUUUUUCAACAUUACGUAAUUCGUUAGCAAAUGAUAUAAUUCACAUGCUGGCUGAAUCUACUCAACCAUCUCUAAAUCUAGAAUUAAUCAAGGAAAUUCGAGAAGAGAAGUAUAGCCUUUAUUUGUACAAACAAGGGAAUGUGAAGGUAACGCGCAAACAAAUAUUACCGAUCAUACAGAAAACGGUAUUAUUGCACAGAAGUGAAAAUGUAUAAAUAUGUAGAAUAUAGAAAAUAAAAAGUAUUGCGGAGA
Messenger RNA from Monomorium pharaonis (pharaoh ant), 1327 nucleotides. RefSeq names its product exopolyphosphatase PRUNE1 (gene pn). The record is from RefSeq and is a predicted model, not a curated record. The transcript is spliced from 6 exons. Gene Ontology annotation, cellular component: cytoplasm. The coding region runs from base 142 to 1290 and encodes 382 amino acids. Gene Ontology annotation, molecular function: exopolyphosphatase activity. NCBI's taxonomy places the organism in Eukaryota, Metazoa, Arthropoda, Insecta, Hymenoptera, Formicidae.